AUGGAGUCAAAAGACGAGAUUCAGAGGACACCCCUUCACUGGGCCUCUAAAUCAGGAAAUCUCGACUGUGUACGAAAGCUUCUCGACAAAGGCGCCGAUGUGGAACCAAAAGAUCGCGAUGGUAUGGCGGCGCUUCAUUUUCCUGCCGAGUCGGACUACUUGGACGUCGUUGAGGUACUUCUCCAACAGGAUUCGAACACCAACUCGGUGGCACACAAAAGACAGACACCAUUGAUGUUAGCGGCCAGAGCUGGUCAAAGAAAAGUUCUUGAGGUUCUUGUUCAACAUGGCGCCAAGUGUGAUUUACAAGGUGCAGAGGGCAGCACUGACUUGGAACAUGCAAUCAAAGGGUGUCGUUCCGAAGUUAUCCCUCGCGUCAUCAAGACUCUAGUCAGGUUGGGUGCUGAAGUAGACGCCCGCGGGAAAGCGGGGCGUACACCUCUAUUGGCCGCUGUUAGUGAUAAGCAUAUCGGACCUGCGCUCCCAGCUGUGAAGCAAUUGCUUGAUUGUGGCGCAGAACUUGAAGCCACAGACUUGUGA
This is a messenger RNA of Colletotrichum paranaense, 540 nucleotides long. RefSeq lists its product as uncharacterized. NCBI's taxonomy places the organism in Eukaryota, Fungi, Ascomycota, Sordariomycetes, Glomerellales, Glomerellaceae. Bases 1 to 540 code for a protein of 179 amino acids. Gene Ontology annotation, molecular function: protein binding. The transcript has a single exon. The record is from RefSeq and is a predicted model, not a curated record.